AAUGCGGCGGCGCAACGUUAUUGUUUUGUUUUAUUAAAUAAUUAUAUUUAAAUAUGUAAAUGCAUAUGUGAGUACAACUAUUCAAUAAAAAUAUAUGCAAGUGUAUGUACAAUCGUUAUGCAUGAAAAUGUAUGAAUUCAAUUAAGUCAAGGCUUACGAUCGGCAACAACAAUGAGUCGUCGUCAUACACACAUGCAUACUUCGUAUACUGAUAUGCUGCUUGUAUGUGUGUCUGUGUAAGUGUGAUCUUGAUUAGAUUGUGCAUACAUUUGUAUUUAAUUUUAAUUGAAAACAUUUCGAUAUUGCUUAAUCAGUAGAAGCAGAGUGAUUACCAAUGGCCUCAGUGAAGCCGAUUCUCUGUGUAGGUUGCACUGUCAUUGACUUUGUGACAAUCAGUGCCAGUUAUCCCAAGGAGGACACGGAUGAGCGAUGUCUCGAUGGCUCCUGGCAACGCGGAGGGAAUGCCUCCAACGCCAGCACUGUUCUAAGGUUGCUGGACGCCAAGGUGGAGUUCUUUGGCAUGCUGAGCAAAUCGGAUGGAUUCCGGGUGCUGUUGGAUGAUCUUCGACGGCGUGAAAUUGGUGUGCAGCAUUGUCCAAUGACGGAUAAGGAUCCACCGUUCUCAUCGGUUAUCAUUGCCCAGGACACGGGAUCACGGACCAUUGUGCAUUGCAAUAAAAACUAUCCGUAUGUGACGUGGGAAGAUUUUAGCAAAAUAGAUCUCAAUCGAUAUGGUUGGGUACACUUUGAGGCACGUCAUCCCACUGAAACCAUCAAAAUGAUGAGAUCUGUACAGGAGCACAAUUCCAGACAAGACAAUCGCAUCUUCAUCUCUCUUGACUUUGAGACAUUGUACGAAAAGAACUUGGAACUGUGUCACUUGUGCGAUUAUGUUGUCUUUUCCAAAGAUCUGGCUACCCGCCAGGGGUGGAGAACAGCGCAGGACACGUGUAAGGAGCUGGCUCUAGCCCUACAACCAAGCCGUCCAAAUAUCAUUUGUCCCUGGGGAAACACUGGCGCCAGCUGUUUAGAUUCCUCCAACGAGUGCAACAAUGUGCCCGCCUACGAACCUGCUUCAGUUGUAGAUACUCUAGGUGCCGGCGAUAGCUUCAUGGCCGGCUUCAUCUACGCAUCUUACGUGAUGAAGUGCAGAUUGCCGGAUGCUGUUGACUUUGCCAAUCACGUGGCUGGACACAAGAUCAGCAAUUAUGGUUACGAUCACAUAGCUCAACUCAAUAAGGACAAGGAAAACGCAAUCAAACUGUAAUAUUAUAAUCAAAUUAUGUAUCUUAAAGCUUGACGAAAGUUGACGGAAAUAAAAUAUAAUUAUCAA
This is a messenger RNA of Drosophila innubila, 1333 nucleotides long. RefSeq names its product ketohexokinase. NCBI's taxonomy places the organism in Eukaryota, Metazoa, Arthropoda, Insecta, Diptera, Drosophilidae. Gene Ontology annotation, molecular function: ketohexokinase activity. The transcript has a single exon. Gene Ontology annotation, biological process: fructose metabolic process. The record is from RefSeq and is a predicted model, not a curated record. Bases 335 to 1267 code for a protein of 310 amino acids.